This is a messenger RNA of Aureobasidium melanogenum CBS 110374, 1278 nucleotides long. RefSeq lists its product as uncharacterized. Lineage: Eukaryota; Fungi; Ascomycota; Dothideomycetes; Dothideales; Saccotheciaceae. The record is from RefSeq and is a predicted model, not a curated record. The coding region runs from base 1 to 1278 and encodes 425 amino acids. The transcript has a single exon.
AUGACCAGACCUACACCCAUUGACACGCAGUCUUCCAACGCGUUGAAGCGUGUUGGAACCAAGAUUGUCCAGUUCCUCUCGCCGAGGAGAUCGAGCUUCUCUCCUACAAGUCCGAAGAAGUCUCAGAAACCCUUGCCUCCAUUCGAGCCCCAGAAGUUACUGGCUUCGGCGGUUGUACUUCCUGAAUCAUCUGAUCAUGGACUGCAGCGAGUCUCCUCGCGAAGAUCACUGCAUCCAUCUGAUUCUCGACGGUCUCUUCGUUCAGCUGGGCCUUCCCAUGCGCGUACCUGCUCUCGGGACUCUCGACACCAUCGAGACAGAUCUAGAGACUCUCGGCCCUCUCACGGUCGAUCUAUGUCGAAAGCAUCAAUGCGCUCAUUCGACUCUAGAUUGACGCGUGACGAGCCUUACAGAGACCCAGAAGACCGCAACCUUUAUCUGAAGAAAGAUAUCGGAGUAGACACAGUUGAUGGCAUCAAACAUUUGUGGACAAACCUCUACCACGAUGGCAAUUAUAUUGGCCACUUUUACUGCCGUCAAGAACCACGUCUGUAUCCCGAUUGUUUCUUUCCGGGUAUGAUAAUCUGGGCGACACAUAGUGUGUUCCAGAACAAUUAUAAUGCUAUACCCGGAGAUCCCAUGAUUGGGAUUACCAAGCAGGCACCAUUGUAUGCAAAGAUGCGGCCCAUGGUAGUGCUGUAUCCUACGAACACCGGCCUUUGCUGCGCACCAAUGUUCAGUCUGAAUAACAGAAAAGACUGGGGUGGUGAGAAGCAAUAUGAGUGUAUCAGCAUUACUGAAGAGGGUGAUGACUGGGAAGGUGAAACAACAUACUAUGGUGUUCUCCAAUUUCGACCUCACCCCGGGCGACGAAGGGAGUUAAAACCAAGGACCUUCGUCAGCUUGCACCAAACGAUGUAUGUCAGUACACGAGAGUACAUCGAGACAGAUUUGGGAUACCUUCCAGGAGAUCAGUACAACCGCCUGAUGAUUGCUCUUGACUUCUAUCAGGAGACGCGCAAGCACAUUGCCUACAACUACUUCCAGGAACAAUACAAGAAUCGAGGUAUGAAGUUGCUCACUGGUGGUGAUGUAGGCAAGCAUGAGCAGAAGGAGGUGGAUACGCAGAAUAGCAGAAUGCGCGACUAUCAACCCGUGAGAGAUGACCACACAAUGGUCUGGUCCCUCCUUGGCAAGAAGAAGGAGCUGAUGGCCUCCAAGUCAAAAAGUGCAGACUGGGGACGACUGGAGCUAGAGGAGGGGGAGAUAUUAGAGUAG